AUGGAGCUCGACCCGCCACAGGCUUUGAGGCUACAUAUGAGGGGCUGCGGGAAUGGCAGCAUGCGGGUCGAUGUCGACUUCCCUGCCCCUCACGUCAGGUAUCUUCGUCGUGGAUGGAAGACCUUCGCUCGUGCCCAUAGCCUGUCGGAGGGGCUCGUUCUCCACUACAAAUUACUGGAGAACGACAUGCUCUUCGUCAAGCUAGUGGUCGACCACGUCGACCGGUGGUCGCGGGGCGGCCGGACUUGGCCGGCGUCGACGGCGGAGUCGACAUCCGCGGCGGCACGGGCGGCUACCGGAGCAGGCGCGGUGGGGCGAUACGAGGCAGGCAGCGGGUGGGUACGGCGCGGGGAAGGGAGAAGGGACUGGAGGCCGGAGGUGGCCUCACCGGCGUUGGAGAGAAGCGGGGCGGCGAGGCUCGGGGGCGACCGUUGUGGAGGAGGGUGGGGACGAGGCGUCGUCGCCGUGUCGGGGAGGCGGACGCAGUCCGGCGGGGAGGAGGACGGGGACGCGGCGUCGGCGGGGCAGCGUCAGGCGGCUUCGGGUCCUCGUGCGGCGGUGAUGUUCGGGUCGCACGGUGGUCGAGGCGGCGAAGAACCUGCGGGGCGGAGGCGGCAGCCCUCGGGCGCGGGCGUGCUCGCCGAGGCCGCGGGGAGCAGCGGGGAGGAGGCCGUGGCGUGGGGUGGCCUUCUGCGCCGGCGAGGUGGGGCGACGGGCGGCGGGAUCGGCGAUGGGGGUCGGGUGGUGGCUCGGGCCGGGGUUGUCGAGGCCGACGCGGGGAGGCGAGGUGGCGGAGGAGGUGCUCGAGGCAGCGGGUGGGUACGGCGCGGGGAAGGGAGAAGGGACUGGAGGCCGGAGGUGGCCUCACCGGCGUUGGAGAGAAGCGGGGCGGCGAGGCUCGGGGGCGACCGUUGUGGAGGAGGGUGGGGACGAGGCGUCGUCGCCGUGUCGGGGAGGCGGACGCAGUCCGGCGGGGAGGAGGACGGGGACGCGGCGUCGGCGGGGCAGCGUCAGGCGGCUUCGGGUCCUCGUGCGGCGGCGAUGUUCGGGUCGCACGGUGGUCGAGGCGGCGAAGAACCUGCGGGGCGGAGGCGGCAGCCCUCGGGCGCGGGCGUGCUCGCCGAGGCCGCGGGGAGCACCGGGGAGGAGGCCAUGGCGUGGGGUGGCCUUCUGCGCCGGCGAGGUGGGGCGACGGGCGGCGGGAUCGGCGAUGGGGGUCGGGUGGUGGCUCGGGCCGGGGUUGUCGAGGCCGACGCGGGGAGGCGAGGUGGCGGAGGAGGUGCUCGAGGUCCGGCGAAGGGCAGCACCAGCGUCGGGGCGCGGGGAAGGUUGGGUCGACGCGGGCGCGUCGAGGCGAUGGGGGCGUCCGGCGACGGGGGCGGGACGGCGGCGUCGCGGUCGUUGCCCCGAUCCAGAUGGGAUCGGGGAGUGGGGGAGCGAGGGAGUGGGGAGGUGGAGCUAGUGGUCGACCACGUCGACCGGUGGUCGCGGGGCGGCCGGACUUGGCCGGCGUCGACGGCGGAGUCGACAUCCGCGGCGGCACGGGCGGCUACCGGAACAGGCGCGGUGGGGCGAUACGAGGCAGGCAGCGGGUGGGUACGGCGCGGGGAAGGGAGAAGGGACUGGAGGCCGGAGGUGGCCUCACCGGCGUUGGAGAGAAGCGGGGCGGCGAGGCUCGGGGGCGACCGUUGUGGAGGAGGGUGGGGACGAGGCGUCGUCGCCGUGUCGGGGAGGCGGACGCAGUCCGGCGGGGAGGAGGACGGGGACGCGGCGUCGGCGGGGCAGCGUCAGGCGGCUUCGGGUCCUCGUGCGGCGGCGAUGUUCGGGUCGCACGGUGGUCGAGGCGGCGAAGAACCUGCGGGGCGGAGGCGGCAGCCCUCGGGCGCGGGCGUGCUCGCCGAGGCCGCGGGGAGCACCGGGGAGGAGGCCAUGGCGUGGGGUGGCCUUCUGCGCCGGCGAGGUGGGGCGACGGGCGGCGGGAUCGGCGAUGGGGGUCGGGUGGUGGCUCGGGCCGGGGUUGUCGAGGCCGACGCGGGGAGGCGAGGUGGCGGAGGAGGUGCUCGAGGUCCGGCGAAGGGCAGCACCAGCGUCGGGGCGCGGGGAAGGUUGGGUCGACGCGGGCGCGUCGAGGCGAUGGGGGCGUCCGGCGACGGGGGCGGGACGGCGGCGUCGCGGUCGUUGCCCCGAUCCAGAUGGGAUCGGGGAGUGGGGGAGCGAGGGAGUGGGGAGGUGGAGAUGGCUGCCCAGCAGAACAAGGGGGAGGAGAAUAUGCGCUGCACGGAUUUGCUGUAUAAGGAAUCAGUACGGUCCUACAAGAGGCCCCGGCAGCCUGCUCCAGAGCAGUUCCGUGUUAAUGGAUUCUGGAGAUGGUAUUCCUAUGAUUUGAUUGUGUAUUAA
Aegilops tauschii subsp. strangulata is the source of this 2397-nucleotide messenger RNA. Lineage: Eukaryota; Viridiplantae; Streptophyta; Magnoliopsida; Poales; Poaceae. The record is from RefSeq and is a predicted model, not a curated record.